AACCUGGAAGCCUACUAAGUUUGUUGGACUACAUGUUUCUCCUACUGUCUAGCCCAAAUCUGCUUCUCUGCCAUUUUCACCCAUUGGUGCCAUACCUGACUUUUGGAGCGACUGGCCGGAAGCAAUUUAAAACACCAAGAAGUUACUCGCUCAGGAGAAGCCACAAAUUCUGACGUUGGUCAGCGAUGGCCGAAGGGGAAUCGCAGAAACUGCUUCCCAGAUUAAUUCAAGAAGGGAAGCUCCCUCUUCUUAAAGAGGAGAUUGAAAGGGUUGGGGAUGUGAACAAGGACGUGAGGACUCAGCACUUUGGGAGGUCGGGGGACACCCUGCUCCACUACGCGGCCAGGCAUGGCCGGCUGAACAUCCUCAGCUACUUGGUCGAGACCUUAGAUACGGACAUUGAACUGUUUAAUAAUGAUUACAAACAGCCCCUCCACGAAGCGGCCUCCAUGGGUCACAGGGACUGCGUCUUGUACCUGCUGGACAGAGGAGCUGCCGUGGAUUGCUUGAAGAAAGGUGACUGGACUCCCCUAAUGAUGGCUUGUACAAGGAGGAAUGUGGAGGUCAUCCGAGACCUUGUCCAGCAUGGAGCAAACCCCUUGCUGAAGAACAAAGAUGGCUGGAAUUGUUUCCAUAUAGCCAGCCGAGAGGGGGACCCCCAGGUCAUUGGGUACUUAUUGGAUGUCUCUCCUAGCAUCUGGGACACAGAAAGCAAGAUCAAAAGGACUCCUCUACAUACAGCAGCAAUGCACGGGUGCCUGGAAGUCGUGGAACUGCUCCUUGAAAGGUGCCGCUACGAACCAGACAGCAUGGACAAAUGCGGAGUCACUCCCUUUAUGGAUGCAGUACAAAACGGGCACCUCGCUGUCGCCCAGCUGCUUCUAGAAAAACACAAGGCUUGCUACAGCGCCAGGGACCUGCUCGGUGCUCAGCCGUUGCACCAAGCUGCCCUCGCGGCACAAGAUGGCGCCCUCCGGUUCCUGGUUUUGGGUCUGGGCGCCGACGUCAACGCGAGAGCCACCUCCCUCCAGCUCGCUGCGCUGCACUACGCCGCCAAGGAAGGACACGCAGGCACAAUCGAGACGCUUCUCUCUCUUGGCGCAGAUCUGAACGCUAAGGAUGGGAAAAACCGGACCGCCCUGCACAUGGCAUGCGCCGGGCAGCAUGCGGCAUGUGUGCAACUCCUCCUGCAGGCGGGGUUGCGAGAUUCUCCAGACACUGCCGGAACGCAUGCGCAGCAGUUGGUGAAGAAGUCCAGCCUCCUCCAGCUUUUCAAGGAGAUGCACAGAACUGGCUUGUGCCAAGGAGAAUAAAAUAAUUUCAUUCCGG
Molecule: messenger RNA, 1329 nt
Organism: Elgaria multicarinata webbii
Lineage: Eukaryota; Metazoa; Chordata; Lepidosauria; Squamata; Anguidae
Gene: ANKRD16
Product: ankyrin repeat domain 16
Exons: 8
Coding region: 186-1313 (375 amino acids)
Molecular function (GO): protein binding
Source: RefSeq, a predicted model, not a curated record